AUGUCAAUGAAACUAGUAACAGCAAUCUUAGCCUGUUUUCUAGUUCACACUGCACCUAGUGCAGCAGCUUUUGAUGAUGUUGGGUUCAUCUAUCAGGGAUUUCAGUCAUCAAAUCUAAGCCUGGAUGGAUUAACCAAAGUCACCGAUAAUGGCCUCCUAUGGAUAACCAACACCACCAAAUCACAAAGUGGGCAUGCCUUCUAUCCUAAUCCCAUCAACUUCAAGAGCGCAUCUAAUAGUUCAGCUUUCUCCUUUUCCACCCAAUUUGUGUUCGCUAUAAUACCCGAUGUCCCAGGCAAACACCGAUGGAAAUCAGAAAAAUCACUUUUCGCUGUGGAGCUUGACACCUUUCAGAACCCAGAUUUUGGAGAUAUUAAUGCCAAUCAUGUUGGUAUCGAUAUAAACUCUGUGAGGUCCAAGGUAUCAAGGCCAGCAGGUUACCAAGCUAAUAACAAGAAUUCAUUUGACAACUUAACUCUUAGCAGCGGUCAACCGAUGCAACUUUGGGUGGAAUACGAUGGGAUUGAUAGGAGAAUCGAUGUUACGUUAGCCCCAAUAGCGGCCGCCAAACCACAUACUCCUCUUUUCUCUUUGCCAUAUGACCUUUCGCCGAUUUUAGUGCAAAACAUGUAUGUUGGCUUUUCUGCUGCCACUAGCCCAGUAGAAAGAGGAACAUCUCAUUUUAUACUUGGAUGGAGCUUCAGGAUGAAUGGUGUUGCGCAAGCUCUUGAUCUCUCUCGGCUCCCUAAGCUACCUCGGUCUGGACAUAAGAAAGUGUCUAAAUUUUUCACCGUGGGAUUGCCCCUGAUUUGUUUACUUUUGUGUUUAAUAUUAAGACCUGGAGUAGCUUUUUAUCUAAGGAGAAAGUGGAAGUUUGCUGAAGUGCUGGAAGAAUGGGAGCUUGCUUAG
Molecule: messenger RNA, 909 nt
Organism: Coffea arabica (coffee)
Lineage: Eukaryota; Viridiplantae; Streptophyta; Magnoliopsida; Gentianales; Rubiaceae
Product: L-type lectin-domain containing receptor kinase IV.1-like
Molecular function (GO): carbohydrate binding
Source: RefSeq, a predicted model, not a curated record